This is a messenger RNA of Strongylus vulgaris, 330 nucleotides long. NCBI's taxonomy places the organism in Eukaryota, Metazoa, Nematoda, Chromadorea, Rhabditida, Strongylidae. The record is from the annotation of a GenBank genome assembly.
UCACGAGAUACUCCCGAUUGGCUGAAUCUGUACCUGUGCGGGGCAGGUAUGGAAAUGUACACCGACACCCUCUCGCACUCAUUCGUUGGGAUGACAUUUCCAGAUGCGGCCGACAGUAAGUACUUUGACGAAUAUUUCAGUCUCCUCUUCACUCGGCUUGGGCUUUUGCUGCUCGCAAUUGAGCUGAAAGAUGAGGAGAACCGUGAGUGCAACAUCGCUAUUAAUCCUGGCCCAUCGUGUGUGAUCCAACCUCAGACUCAAGGAUUCUUUAUUGCUCAAAGCGCGGACGAAGUAAAACGGUCAGCUUUUCAGUUUCUUGAAUCAACAUAA